Molecule: messenger RNA, 2304 nt
Organism: Lottia gigantea (owl limpet)
Lineage: Eukaryota; Metazoa; Mollusca; Gastropoda; Lottiidae
Exons: 6
Coding region: 52-1779 (575 amino acids)
Biological process (GO): nuclear-transcribed mRNA catabolic process, deadenylation-dependent decay
Cellular component (GO): mitochondrion
Molecular function (GO): 3'-5'-RNA exonuclease activity
Source: RefSeq, a predicted model, not a curated record
CAACAUCCGGUUUGAGAUUUCAAAUGUCCAAAGCAAUCCUAUGUGACAUCUAUGAAUGCUAUAUUUUCAUUUUCUACUCGUUUAUUGAGUAGAAGACUCUCAAACCAAGCUGUAACACUGACCAGCAUGUCACACGUUUACGUACGGUCUGUUCCUUACGAGGACAAAAUCCAGAUAAAUGUCGGAUACAAUAAUAAAACUUACAAUUUAGAAAGACGAAAAGAUGAAGAGUGGACGAAAUCAACAGUCCGUCUGCAAACAAAUAUAGAAAAAACUUUGAAUAACGUUUCAAGAAAGAAAAAGAGAAGAACAGGCGAACCUGAAGGACCUCCUCCAAAGAAAGCUAUUCAUGUUUUUCUUCAGAGAAAUGGAGAGACUUUGGAUGAAAAUGUUCCCAACGUCGACGCUUGGAAUACUGGAGUCGACCUCGUGAUUGGUGAUGACAAAUUUCAAGUAGAAAUUAAUAGACCCACUGUUAAACUUUUAAUUUUACCUAAAAGUAUGUUGUCUGGAUUUUUAGUAUUCCCAAGAAUUGAAACAGAAUUUAGUAAUUCAACUGAUAAUGAGUUUAUUUGGUAUAGAGAAACCAAACCAUCUGCAGCUAACAAUGAUCUUCCUACUAAAAGUUCUUUAGAAGUCAGUCGAGGUUUUUUCUACACACCCACCAAUGCUGAUAUUGGUUAUAGAUUAAGGAUUGGAGUAAUUCCGAGGAAUGGAAAUAGAGUAGGUAGUGAAAUGUAUGUUGUUUCUAAGUUUGAAGUGGAAGCUGGCCCUGGUCUUUGCCCGUUUGAAAAUCGACAUUUGUAUACUAAGGAUAAGAGUGCUGAAGGAAGUUUACGAGUGGUUUGUUAUAAUAUACUAGCAGAUGUGUAUGCUGAUACAGAAUACACAAAAACUGUUCUGUUUCCCUACUGUCCACCUUACGCUCUCAAAUACGACUACAGAAAACAUCUUAUUUUAAAAGAAUUAGUUGGGUACAAUGGAGAUGUGAUAUGUUUACAAGAAGUUGACGCCAAAUGUUUUGAUUAUCAGUUAGUACCAGCAUUAAGUGUUCUAGGAUUUAAAGGAAUUUUUAAACCAAAAACAGGUUCUUCAGAGGGAGCGGCUUUAUUUUAUCAAGAAUCAAAACUACGGUUACUAGAACAGCAUGAUAUAGAUAUAACACCAGAGAUAAAAACUGGUUCCAUCUAUUCUGAUAUCUGGCAGAAAGUCUCAGAGUUGCCAGCAUUAAAAACAUUUUUUGAAGAUAGAACCAACAUUCUACAGAUGGGAGUAUUUGAAUGUGUUGAAAAGCCAGGCCAUGUUUUGUGUAUAGCCAACACACACUUGUUCUUUCAUCCAAACGCAUCACAUAUCCGAUUGUUACAGAUAGCUGUUUGUAUGAGACAUCUUCAAGAUAUUUUAACACAAGUAUCGUUUAUAUUCUGUGGUGAUUUUAACAGCUGUCCAAAGUCUGGUGUUAAUACUUUCAUGACAACUCAACAUAUUCCUUCUGAUUAUCAUCUGUGGAAUUCCAAUGGAGUAGAAGAGAAAUUAACAACAUUAGAACUUCACCAUAGUUUAAAUAUAGAGAGUGGUUGUGGAUAUUGUGAUUAUACUAAUUAUACCACUGGUUUUCAUGAACAAUUAGAUUAUAUCUUUAUAGACUCUAAUAACUUGAGAGUCACUCAGAUAAUCCCUCAACCAGACCACGGGGACAUUACAGCUCAUAUUGCCCUACCUAGUAUAGUAGCUCCUUCAGAUCAUAUAGCACAGAUUUGUGAUAUUCAAUGGAAAUGAAAUACUUACGUCUCUUAGAACAGUGGCAGUGCCAACCUCCCCAGACUAGGGGUACAAAUAGAUCACAGUCUGACUCAAUGGGGGACAACUGUCCGGACUGUAUUCAAAAUUGCUGUGUUGAUGUCAUAGUCGCAAGCCUCUCAUGGAAUGUCUGAAAGGGUUCUCCCAAGAAAAUUUUAGAAAAAUUGAAUUAAUUUGAUCCAUUCUGACACAUAAUCUGGCUCAAAAAUGUAUGAAAAUCAUAUUUUAAAAUUUGUUAAAAUAAAGUGGGGGUACAAUUUGGGGUGCAAACCAUUAUGCUAGGGGGGCAAAUGACCAACCUAUACCCCCUCAGGCACCGCCACUGUCUUAGAAUCAUACUAGUGAUCCUUUGGAUCGCUUUUAGUUGGUAAGUCAAUCAAUAAAUUUAACACAGUAAUAUUGAGAUAUUGUAACUGAUGAUAAAAGAGAUGUCUCCUAUUUUCGUGAUGUAUUAUGUUUUGUUGGUUAGUAGAUCUAUGAAUUGUUUAUUAAACAGAUAAUUUU